Vicia faba (fava bean) is the source of this 1227-nucleotide messenger RNA. Lineage: Eukaryota; Viridiplantae; Streptophyta; Magnoliopsida; Fabales; Fabaceae. The record is from the annotation of a GenBank genome assembly.
AUGGCGGGUGGAGUUUUAGUUGCUUCAAUAAAUGGAAGGAAAUAUGAAGGAAAUGUUACAAUGUUUGUUUUGGUCACAUGUUUGGUGGCGGCCAUGGGAGGUCUACUUUUUGGUUAUGAUCUUGGUGGCUUGUUUUUCCUUGUUGGUGCAUUGCUCAAUGGUUUUGCUGUCAACAUUGAAAUGCUUAUCAUUGGUCGCAUAUUACUUGGUUUUGGUGUAGGAUAUUGUAAUCAGUCAGUUCUAAUGUAUUUGUAUGAAAUGGCUCCAGCAAAGAUUAGAGGUGCACUCAACAUGGGCUUCCAAAUGAUGAUAACUAUUGGAAUCCUAGGGGCAAACAUUAUCAACUACUUUACUUCUAAUCUUGAGAGUGGAUGGAGAAUUUCUUUGGGUAUCGGAGUUGUCCCUGCAAUUUUGUUGUGUAUAGGAUCUUUUUUCUUAGGUGACACUCCAAACUCUAUGAUUGAAAGGGGGCAAAAAGAAGAAGCUAAGAAAAUGUUGCAAAAGAUUCGUGGAAUUGAUAAUGUCGAUGAGGAGUUCCAAGAUCUAAUUGAUGCUAGUGAGGAAGGAAAAAAGCAACUCACAGGAAUCAAUGUUAUCAUGUUUUAUGCCCCAAUCUUUUUCAAAACUUUGGGCUUUGAAAACAAUGCUUCCCUCAUGUCUGCAGUAAUUACCGGAGGUGUCAAUGUUCUUGCUACUUUUGUUUCCAUCUUCACUGUGGACAAGUUUGGAAGAAAGAUUUUGUUUCUUGAAGGUGGUGUCCAAAUGUUUAUUUGUCAGAUUAUUGUUGGAAGCAUGAUUACUAUCAAGUUUGGAGUUAGCGGUGAAGGCUCAUUUACACAUAUUGAAGCUAAUCUUCUUUUGUUCUUCAUAUGUUUGUAUGUUUCCGCAUUUGCAUGGUCUUGGGGUCCAUUGGGAUGGUUAGUUCCUAGUGAAAUAUGCUCUCUUGAGGUUCGCUCUACAGGUCAAGCUACCAAUGUUGCUGUGAACAUGUUGUUCAUCUUUUUCAUUGCUCAAGUUUUUCUUACUAUGCUUUGUCACUUGAAGUUUGGACUUUUUUUCUUCUUUGCUGGAUUUGUUCUUAUAAUGACAAUUUUCAUUGUCAUAUUUUUUCCCGAGACAAAUAAUGUCCCAAUUGAAGAAAUGAAUAAAGUGUGGAAGUGUCAGUGGUUUUGGACAAAGUUUGUUCCAGAUGUUGUCGUUGAUCAAGACCAUAAGGUUGUUGCUUGA